AUGGUUAUACAUGAAAGCAAUUCCUCCGAGGAAAUCAUAUAUGAGACACUGCGUCGCACUCUCAGUCCACAAAUUGCUGUAUCCAGUUCUUGCGGUUUUGCCAAUCCCAUAGAAAAGCUAGAGCCUUCGAAUCAAUCCGUCUUUGCAGUUAUUGGGAGGGGGACAUGUGGUACAGUUUUUGAGGUUGCUGGAAGCAAGAUUGCGAUCAAAAAGGGCUCGGAUAAAUACGGACUCUGGGUCGAUGCCAAUCUCACACACGAAGCAAGCCGGGCUGUUAUGGAAAUGAAGGUAUAUUUGGAGAGUAUUUUCCCAGAUUCCUCGAUCCCUCUUGUGCCACAAGCUCAUGGAUGGGUGCACGAUGAAGAGUUGGAAAAGUGGUGGUACAUCAACAGAUCACAGUUCCCUGAUGAUGACAACGAGAUUGGAUUCUUGUUUUACGUGGAGCGCAUCUCGCCGCUUCCGGAAGCCACACGCACAGCACUUAUCAGAAAGUAUUUUCCCAGGGAGUUCCAAGAUAUCUCCCUCAGAGAUCCUAGCAAUAGGACUUGCUUGAUCCGACCAUACCUUGGAAUGAGGCGAACCGAUCACGAGUUGAAGCACCCUGCUGAAACUCUACAAAACUUCCCGCUACAUCUAGACCAGAUGGAAGAGAUAGGUUUGGAUAUAGCACAAUUCUCUCGAGAAAUGGCGAUUGGGCUGGCUAUCAUACACUGGAGAGUGGGGCUCGAUGGUAUGGACAUGGAAUUUGGUUUAGGAAGUGUCGCCAAUGAUCUGGAAGUUUUUCCUCUUAUCGAAAACUUUGAGAAGAUCAACCCCUUUAGCGUUCCUGUUAGAAACAUGGCUCGGCGUCCGACUCAUCUAUGGAUGCUGGACUUUGACAAAACUAGUAAGCUCGACUUCAAUGACUGGAAGAAAGCUCGGGGACGAAUGGUCACAGCGGUCACGGGGAAUGAUCCUUACUUUCCAAACCCAGCCACAUCGGGUGAGAAGGAGAAACUGGUUUGGUCAAACUUUGAGGAAGUGUAUCUUCAAGCUGCCUGCGCGGUGUUAAAGAUGCAUCCUACACUUUCUGAAAAGGUGAGGACCCGGAAAUAUCCAGAAGCCUUCCUGAUUGACUGGAAGAAGAGAGCUCAAUCGUUGGAGGAAACAAAAGAUGGUUCUUUUAUAAAGUUUGUAGGCUAG
Bipolaris victoriae FI3 is the source of this 1182-nucleotide messenger RNA. RefSeq lists its product as hypothetical. Lineage: Eukaryota; Fungi; Ascomycota; Dothideomycetes; Pleosporales; Pleosporaceae. Bases 1 to 1182 code for a protein of 393 amino acids. The transcript has a single exon. The record is from RefSeq and is a predicted model, not a curated record.